AUGGGUGAGAAGAGGAACACUGCAAUUACUCAACAGGGUAUCUAACAAAAAAUACCCAUUGACAAAUGAGUUAAAGUGAACCAUUAUGACCCUCUGAGACACACACACACACACACACACACACACACACACACACACACACACACACACACACACACACACACACACACACACACACACACAGUGCAAAGCACCUUGAGAUUUCACACUAUUUUCUGUCUUUUAGGGAAAGGGGAACAUGGCAAGCCCUACCCUCUGGCUGAGGAUGAGUGUGACGACUCGGUUUACAAGGAGAACGGCUUCAACAUCUACGUUAGUAACAACCUCGCCCUGGACCGCUCUCUACCAGACAUCAGACAUCCAAAGUGAGUAGACAGACAGAUGGGUCUUUCUCUGACCCAAAUGUUGACACAAUAAAUGUGCACAGCAGAGGUAAUAACAUGUGUUAAUUGGGGGUCAAUUGCUGCACUACUAACGAGAGAACAUGGUGGUGUGCGUGUAAACAUUUCACUUCAAACACAAGAUGGGGUCACGCCUCGCAUCUCCAACGAUGUUGUUUUCUCUAAUCCCCCAGGUCUUGGUAUCUGUGUCUGUUCAAUGGCUUGGAGGAGAGGAGUAUGAAUGAACACUUUCAACUCCAUUGAUCCUCACAUCAAAUAAAUGUGAAAGUAACCCGUAUACAAUGUACACAAUUUGCACUGAGACUUCACUGCUAUUCAUUCGGAGGCGAACAUGGGUAAUAUCAUUACAUGGAAAAUGGCAGCUUACAUCGAUUAGGGGUUUGAGGUGGGUGGUUACUCCGCUACUCUGGUACCAAUCAAAGGUGUUUAGUUGAACGGUGCUGCAUAUGUAUGUCAGAAUGGCCCUAUAGGCUGCUUUUCGCAGUGAUUUCAGAUAUUGCUUAAAGAGGAUUUACAAUUUACAAGGUCUUUGAUGGAUUGAUCCAUAAUGGCUCUCAGGCAGCACUAGAAGGCAUUGUAAGAAAGAGAGAGAGAGAGAGAAACCACUGGCCUACGCACCAUUAGGCCCUCAUAGAAACAUAUUUUACAACAUGGAUUUUUCUCUCUCGCUUCUCUCUCUUCUCUCUCUCUCUCUCUCUCUCUCUCUCUCUCUCUCUCUAUCUCUCUCUCUCUCUCUACUGCUCUCUCUCUCAUCUCUUCUCUCUCUCCUCUCUCUCUCUCUCUUCUCUCUUUCCUCUCUCUUCUCUCUGCUUUCUGCCUCUCUCUCUCUCUGUGUCUCACCUUGCAAGAAACAAAUCCCCCAGUAACUCUUAAUGCAAUGGGUUCGAAGUCAGGUGGGGGAUUGCAGUAGUUUGCUACAGCUCUGUCGAUAAUGAGAACUAUUCCCUCCACUGCGGGCGGGCUGGAGAGGGACUGCAUCCCAAAUGGCACCCUACUCCCUAUAUAGUGCACUACUUUUCACCCUAUGGUUCCUGGUAAAAAAAAAAGCACUAUAUAGGGCAUAGGGUGCCAUUUGGACUGAUUCCAUGUUAGUGAGGUAGGGAAAUUAGAUGCCACGCUGUGCUGUGCAUACUGUGGAGAGGGAUAUGUGGACAUUUUCUCAUUUGAAAGCUAGUUAAGCUUAGGAUGGAAAUAUGGUGUUUUCUCCCUCUGGAUAUUGUCCCAUGUCUAAUCUCUACUGACUGUGUGACUGUCUGUGCAUGUGUGUGUGUACUUAGAGUUAGUGUGUGUGUGGGGGGCGAGGGGAUGUGUGUGUUUGUGUGUGUGUGUGGGAGUGAGUGUGUGGGUGCAAGUAUAUUCGACAUGAUGCACAGGAUGUACAAGGUGUGCACGUAAGUCUCUUUUCAUGUGUGAAAAUGGUGUGUGCUCAAUUACUAGUAAACAUGUUUUCCACACGGCACUCCGUGUGUGUGGGAUCAGAACACAUGUUGACAGGAAGUGAGGUUUCUAUGAAGCUAAAUCAGCCCUCCAGGGCAAUGCUCUUCAGUUCAGUUCCAUCAUCACUAAAAAAACAUGGCAAUUUCCUUCAGCAGGUGACGUGCCUUGUGCAGAGAUAAACCCCCGAGAGAGAGAGAGAGAAGAGAGGGAGAAGAGAGAGAUGAGAGAGGAGAGUAGAGAGAGAGGAGAGAGGAUGAGAGAAGACGAGAGAGAGAUGAUGGGACGAGACGAGAGAGAGAGAGAGACGAUGAGACGACGAGAUCAGGGAGAGAGAUAGAGUGGGAGAGAGAGAGAGAGGAGAGAGAGAGAGAGAGAGAGAGAGAGAGAGAGAGAGAGAACAAGAGAGUAUCUCUAUGGAGAGAGGGCAUCUCUGUUUAUUUACAGUCUCAUAAAGCCCUGCAGCAAUCCUCUCAGUAUGUGAUCUGGAACGUUGUUUUGUAGACAGUGGCUGAAUCAUCUCCAUCUCCCUCACAGUAAGCUGGGGCCCUGCCUGCUCUGCCUGUCUGUCUGUUCUGCCUGUUCUUCCUGCUUGUCUGUUCUGCCUGCCUGCCUAAUGUAAUGACAGCUAUAACUCAGAUACACCCCUGAUUUCAACUCAUUUAAGAGAUGGAAAUGAGGCCAGUGCUGCCACUAUCCUAGCUAAUGUUGUUGACGCAAAGCGAUACGGAGAAUAAACCUCACAGGUUAAAAACGUUUAAGGGAUUGCGAGGUCUGUGAAUGCUAAGUAUUUUUGGCAAUGUUUUAUUUCUCAGUCUGUCUGCACAUACACUAUCUAGAACCUAAAAUUGUUAUUUAACUGUCCCCUUUGAAUAACCCUUUUUGGUUCCAAGUAGAACCCUUUUGGUUCCAGGUAGAACCCUUUUGAAUUCCAUGUAGAACCCUUUACAUAGAUGGAACCCAAAAUAGUUCUACCUGGAACCAAAAAGGAGGAUAGCCAAAGAACCCUUUUAGAUUUAGUUACUGUUUUAUAUUUGGCUAUUUUCAAUACGUUUUCACUGUUGAAUUAAUUACAGUUUUUUCUCAAUUACUAAAGCAUUGGACUAUCUAAACUCAGGCAAAAAAAGAAACUGUCUUUCAAAGAUAAUUUGUAAAAAUCUAAAUAACUUCACAGAUCUUCAUUGUAAAGGGUUUAAACACUGUUUCCCAUGCUUGUUCAAUGAACCGUAAACAAUUAAUGAACAUGCACCUGUGGAACGGUCGUUAAGACACUAACAGCUUACAGACGGUAGGCAAUUAAGGUCACAGUUAUGAAAACUUAGGACACUAAAGAGGCCUUUCUACUGACUCUGAAAAACACCAAAAGAAAGAUGCCCAGGGUCCCUGCUCAUCUGCGUGAACGUGCCUUAGGCAUGCAGCAAGGAGGCAUGAGGACUGCAGAUGUGGCCAGGGCAAUAAAUUGCAAUGUCAGUACUGUGAGACGCCUAAGACAGCGCUACAGGAAGACAGGACGGAGAGCUGAUCGUCCUCGCAGUGGCAGACCACGUGUAACAACACCUGCACAAGAUCGGUACAUCCGAACAUCACACCUGCGGGACAGGUACAGGAUGGCAACAACAACUGCCCGAGUUACACCAGGAACGCACAAUCCCUCCAUCAGUGCUCACACUGUCCGCAAUAGGCUGAGAGAGGCUGGACUGAGGGCUUGUAGGCCUGUUGUAAGGCAGGUCUUCACCAGACAUCACCGGCAACAACGUCGCCUAUGGGCACAAACCCACCGUCGCUGGACCAGACAGGAUUGGCAAAAGGUGCUCUUCACUGACGAGUCGCGGUUUUGUCUCACCAGAGGUGAUGGUCGAAUUCGCGUUUUUCGUCGAAGGAAUGAGCGUUACACCGAGGCCUGUACUCUGGAGCAGGAUCGAUUUGGAGGUGGAGGCUCCGUCAUGGUCUGGGGCGGUGUGUCACAGCAUCAUCGGACUGAGCUUGUUGUCAUUGCAGGCAAUCUCAACGCUGUGCGUUACAGGGAAGACAUCCUCCUCCCUCAUGUGGUACCCUUCCUGCAGGCUCAUCCUGACAUGACUCUCCAGCAUGACAAUGCCACCAGCCAUACUGCUCGUUCUGUGCGUGAUUUCCUGCAAGACAGGAAUGUCAGUGUUCUGCCAUGGCCAGCGAAGAGCCCGGAUCUCAAUCCCAUUGAGCACGUCUGGGACCUGUUGGAUCGGAGGGUGAGGGCUAGGGCCAUUCCCCCCAGAAAUGUCUGGGAACUUGCAGGUGCCUUGGUGGAAGAGUGUGGUAACAUCUCACAGCAAGAACUGGCAAAUCUGGUGCAGUCCAUGAGGAGGAGAUGCACUGCAUUACUUAAUGCAGCUGGUGGCCACACCAGAUACUGACUGUUACUUUUGAUUUUGACCCCCCCUUUGUUCAGGGACACAUUAUUCAAUUUCUGUUAGUCACAUGUCUGUGGAACUUGUUCAGUAUAUGUCUCAGUUGUUGAAUCUUGUUAUGUUCAUAGAAAUAUUUACACAUGUUAAGUUUGCUGAAAAUAAACGCUGUUGACAGUGAGAGGACAUUUCUUUUUUUGCUGAGUUUAUAAUCAGUUCCACAAGUCACACGAUGUGAUGGAGAAGUUGAAAGUUCGGUAGUUAGUGUACCUAGCCUACAGAUGUUUUUAAAGCAGAUGCGAUACUGCAUUGUGAAUUUUACGCCAAAUUACGCAGCUCAACAUUUCAUUAAAACAUUAACACCUAUGUAUUUACCCAGUCAGGUGUUACACAGUAUGUCCUGAUCUGAACUGGAGAGCAGUGACCUGUUAUUAAAUGGCUGUAACAGCUUGGCAGACACUGCAAUGUUUACAGACACUAUAAGACACAGUGGGGAAUCAUAUCAUGCGGGGAGUGGAAAAUCAACACGUAAGGAACAGACUGAAGGCAUUUCCACAUACAGAAUGUAACAUAAACGUCAUUCUCAUCGGGUCUGACAACCACAGCAGUGCAAAGGCCUAGUUGAGAUGAAAAAUAAUUACAUCAGCAGUUGAUAGCAUCAAGUCUGCAUAAUGUUCAAUGUCAUCUUAUCAAGCUCAACGGAAGCUGUCAAUUUUGCUUCAUUCUUACCUGAACUGAACGGAGUCUCUCCUCACCAGAUCCCAAGACGGAUAUUUCUAUUCAGUCAUUUAUUCACUCACUACUCUCUCAUUCUUUCUCUCUUUCUCACACACUCAUUCCAUACAGUAAGGAUGGGAAAAUGGAAGUUUAAUUUAAGCCUAUAUGCAUUUAGAAGUCGUCUAUAAAGCCCCAAUCCAGCCCAAGUUUCCUCGCAAUACGGCGCCGGAGGGGGGUGACAACGGUAUUUUCCAUAAUGGUAUGUGGCGCUAUCUGCCUAUUACUAUGCAAAUCGAUGCUCCUCGCCUUCCUGAAUGGUAUUUCAUAAUGUAGAAUUAUCUGACAGGGCAGCUGGAGAGACCAACCUUGUGUUUUAGAGAUUGGCUCAACUCCAGCAGGAAUUCAUUUGCUUCCCCAGCCCAGCACAGAUGUUGGGAGCUGGAGCAUUUUGGUGGGGGAUUUGUAUGCUGCAGUUCCUUUUUAUUACUCUCACUCUCUCUCUCUCACCCCUCCCUCCCUCCCUCCCUCCUCUCGCUCUCGAUAGAGAAUCUCUGUCUCUCCCCCUUCCACUCUCGGUUUCUCUCUCUCUAUCGCUCCCUCUCUCCUUUCCCUUUUCACGCUCUCUCAUUUUCUCUCUCUCUCUCUCUCUCUCUCUCUCUCUCUCUCUCUCCCUCCCACUCCUCUCUCUCUCUCUCAAUUCAAUUCAAUUUCAAUUUAAGGGCUUUAUUGGCAUGGGAAACGUAUGUUAACAUUGCCAAAGCAAGUGAAGUAGAUAGUAAACAAAAGUGAAAUAAACAAUAAAUAUUAACAGUAAACAUUACACUCAGAAGUUCCAAAAGAAUAAAGACAUUUCAAAUGUCAUAUUAUGUAUAUAUACAGUGUUGUAACAAUGUGCAAAUAGUUUAAGUACAAAUGGGAAAAUAAAUGAACAUAAAUAUGGGUUGUAUUUACAAUGGUGUUUGUUCUUCACUGGUUGCCCUUUUCUUGUGGCAACAGGUCACAAAUCUUGCAGCUGUGAUGGCACACUGUGGUUUUUCACCCAGUAGAUAAGGGAGUUUAUCAAAAUUGGAUUUGUUUUCGAAUUCUUUGUGGAUCGCUGUAAUCUGAGGGAAAUAUGUGUCUCUAAUAUGGUCAUACAUUUGGCAGGAGGUUAGGAAGUGCAGCUCAGUUUCCACCUCAUUUUGUGGGCAGUGUGCACAUAGCCUGUCUUCUCUUGAGAGCCAGGUCUGCCUACGGCGGCCUUUCUCAAUAGCAAGGCUAUGCUCACUGAGUCUGUACAUAGUCAAAGCUUUCCUUAAGUUUGGGUCAGUCACAGUGGUCAAGUAUUCUGCCACUGUGUACUCUCUGUUUAGGGCCAAAUAGCAUACUAGUUUGCUCUGUUUUUUUGUUUGUUCUUUCCAAUGUGUCAAGUAAUUCUCUUUUUGUUUUCUCAUGAUUUGGUUGGGUCUAGUUGUGUUGUUGUUGUUGUUGUCCUGGGGCUGUGUGGGGUCUGUUUGUGUUUGUGAACAGAGCCCCAGGACAAGCUUACUUAGGGGACUCUUCUCCAAGUUCAUCUCUCUGUAGGUGAUGGCUUUGUUAUGGAAGGUUUGGGAAUCGCUUCCUUUUAAGUGGUUAUAGAAUUUAACGGCUCUUUUCUGGAUUUUGAUAAUUAGCGGGUAUUGGCCUAAUUCUGCUCUGCAUGCAUUAUUUGGUGUUUUACGUUGUACACGGAGGAUGUUUUUGCAGAAUUCUGCAUGCAGAGUCUCAAUUUGGUGUUUGUCCCAUUUUGUGAAUUCUUGGUUGGUGAGCGGACCCCAGACCUCAGAACCAUAAAGGGCAAUGGGUUCUAUAACUGAUUCAAGUAUUUUUAGCCAGAUCCUAAUUGGUAUGUCAAAUUUUAUGUUCCUUUUGAUGGCAUAGAAGGCCCUUCUUGCCUUGUCUCUCAGAUCGUUCACAGCUUUGUGGAAGUUACCUGUGGCGCUGAUGUUUAGGCCGAGGUAUGUAUAGUUUUUUGUGUGCUCUAGGGCAACGGUGUCUAGAUGGAAUUUGUAUUUGUGGUCCUGGCAACUGGACCUUUUUUGGAACACCAUUAUUUUUGUCUUACUGAGAUUUACUGUCAGGGCCCAGGUCUGACAGAAUCUGUGCAGAAGAUCUAGGUGCUGCUGUAGGCCCUCCUUGGUUGGUGACAGAAGCACCAGAUCGUCAGCAAACAGAAGACAUUUGACUUCAGAUUCUAGUAGGGUGAGGCCGGGUGCUGCAGACUGUUCUAGUGCCCUCGCCAAUUCGUUGAUAUAUAUGUUGAAGAGGGUGGGGCUUAAACUGCAUCCCUGUCUCACCCCACGGCCCUGUGGAAAGAAAUGUGUGUGUUUUUUGCCAAUUUUAACCGCACACUUGUUGUUUGUGUACAUGGAUUUUAUAAUGUCGUAUGUUUUUCCCCCAACCCCACUUUCCAUCAAUUUGUAUAGCAGACCCUCAUGCCAAAUUGAGUCAAAAGCUUUUUUUGAAAUCAACAAAGCAUGAGAAGACUUUGCCUUUGUUUUGUUUUGUUUGUUUGUCAAUUAGGGUGUGCAGGGUGAAUAUGUGGUCUGUCGUACGGUAAUUUGGUAAAAAGCCAAUUUGACAUUUGCUCAGUACAUUGUUUUCACUGAGGAAAUGAACUAGUCUGCUGUUAAUGAUAAUGCAGAGGAUUUUCCCAAGGUUGCUGUUGACGCAUAUCCCACGGUAGUUAUUGGGGUCAAAUUUGUCUCCACUUUUGUGGAUUGGGGUGAUCAGUCCUUGGUUCCAGAUGUUGGGGAAGAUGCCAGAGCUAAGGAUGAUGUUAAAGAGUUUAAGUAUAGCUAAUUGAAAUUUGUGGUCUGUAUAUUUUAUCAUUUCAUUGAGGAUACCAUCAACACCACAGGACUUUUUGGGUUGGAGGGUUUGUAUUUUAUCCUGUAGUUCAUUCAAUGUAAUUGGAGAAUACAGUGGGUUCUGGUAGUCUUUAAUAGUUGAUUCUAAGAUUUGCAUUUGAUCAUGUAUAUUUUUUUGCUGUUUGUUCUCUGUUAUAGGGCCAAAAAGAUUGGAGAAGUGGUUUACCCAUACAUCUCCGUUUUGGAUAGAUAGCUCUUCGUGUUGUUGUUUGUUUAGUGUUUUCCAAUUUUCCCAGAAGUGGUUAGAGUCUAUGGAUUCUUCAAUUACAUUGAGCUGAUUUCUGACAUGCUGUUCCUUCUUUUUCCGUAGUGUAUUUCUGUAUUGUUUUAGUGAUUCACCAUAGUGAAGGCGUAGGCUCAGGUUUUCUGGGUCUCUAUGUUUUUGGUUGGAUAGGUUUCUCAAUUUCUUUCUUAGGUUUUUGCAUUCUUCAUCAAACCAUUUAUCACUGUUAUUACUUUUCUUUGGUUUUCUGUUAGAGAUUUUUAGAUUUGAUAGGGAAGCUGAGAGGUCAAAUAUACUGUUUAGGUUUUCUACUGCCAAGUUUACACCUUCACUAUUACAGUGGAACGUUUUGUCCAGGAAGUUGUCUAGAAUGGAUUGAAUUUGUUGUUUCCUAAUUGUUUUUUGGUAGGUUUCAACACUACUUUCCUUCCAUCUAUAGCAUUUCUUAAUAUUAUUUAGUUAUUUUGGCUUUGAUGCCUCAUGAUUGAGUAUUGCUCUGUUCAAGUAGACUGUGAUUUUGCUGUGGUCUGAUAGGGGUGUCAGUGGGCUGACUGUGAACGCUCUGAGAGACUCUGGGUUGAGGUCAGUGAUAAAGUAGUCUACAGUACUACUGCCAAGAGAUGAGCUAUAGGUGUACCUACCAUAGGAGUCCCCUCGAAGCCUACCAUUGACUAUGUACAUACCCAGUGUGCGACAGAGCUGCAGGAGUCGUGACCCAUUUUUGUUGGUUAUGUUGUCGUAGUUGUGCCUAGGGGGGCAUAUGGGGGAGGGAAUGCUGUCACCUCCAGGUAGGUGUUUGUCCCCCUGUGUGCUGAGGGUUGUCAGGUUCUUGUCCAGUUCUGGCAUUUAGGUCGCCACAGACUAGUACAUGUCCCUGGGUCUGGAAAUGAUUGAUUUCCCCCUCCAGGAUGGAGAAACUGUCUUCAUUAAAGUAUGGGGAUUCUAGUGGGGGGAUAUAGGUAGCACACAGGAGGACAUUUUUUCUCAGUUGAGAUAAUUUCCUUUUGAAUUUCUAACCAAAUGUAAAAUGUUCCUGUUUUGAUUAAUUUAAUAGAGUGAGUUAGGUCUGCUCUAUACCAAAUUAGCAUACCCCCUGAGUCCCUUCCCUGUUUCACACCUGGUAGUUUGGUGGAUGGGACUACCAGCUCUCUGUAACCUAGAGGGCAACCAGUGGGUCCGUCUCCUCUAUACAUGUUCUUGUAGGAUGACAAUGUCGUAUUUCCGAUUUCUUUGGUGAAGUCCAGAUUCCGGUCUUUAGGCAAAGGCAGAUGACAUCAGGAUUGGAUAGUCUUAUCUCUCUUAACUCUUAUAUUAAUUAUAACUUAUAAUUCAAAGAAGAGCUCCUCUCGAUAUAGCUCUCUCUCUCUCUUCUCUCUUCUCUCUCUCUCUCUCUCUCUCUCUCUCUCUCUCUCUCUCUCUCUCUCUCUCUAAAUUAAACAAUAAUUAAAACCAGGGCUUCUAACCAAGUACCGAGUCAUCAUUCUGCAGAGACCAGUGAUAAAUUAGAACAGCUUGUCAAGGUUGUCACUGGGGCAAAUUAGCGGGAGACUCGUGUGAACCGUAAAACUGCUGCUUCAUUUGCCAAUUUCAGCUUUGUCGAGGCGGCUAUUAACAUGCAGAUUUCCCUGAAUUGUUUAUUAGGCCAGCUGAAGCUGGAGUGGCUCUUUUAAACGCUGAUUUACUUUACGACUCAGCACAGAGGUAGAAGGUAAAGCAGGCUGUGUGUUUGAGGCUGGCUAGCUUGCUGGCUGGCUGGAUGGCUUGGCAGUGUGACACACAGCAGGGAGCAGGUUGGCUUUCCAGAUGUAGGAAGAAGUGAUCAAAGACAUCAGCAUUAGAUUGCUACAUUUAGCCUAUCAAAGAGUCACUGUAUUCAAACAUACCAAAUACCAACACAUGCUGCUAGCUCUACAUCAAAUGCAUAAGCUACACGUGGAGAUGAAACAUGCACAAUGUCUCUGAUGUAUUGAACAAAUACAUUUGAGAUGCUUAUUUGAGAUGCAUAGCAGACAAGGUUUCGAUGCCACUGGGAUCUUUGUCAGGACAGGUCAAGAAUGUUCUGGUUUGAUGUAUUAAACCAUGGAGGCUAAUAGAGUCCCUGGUAUAUUGUGUAUGCUCUUUCCUCAGCUGCAAGACAAAGCUGUACCUGGAGAACCUUCCCAACACCAGCAUCAUCAUCCCCUUCCACAACGAGGGCUGGUCAUCCCUGCUGAGGACCAUCCACAGCAUCUCCUACCGCACCCCAGACCACCUCAUCGCUGAGAUCAUACUGGUGGACGACUACAGCGACAGAGGUAGGACACGUGGUUAACUGUUCCGCUACUGUGUGUAUUGGUGGUCAGGGUUCUUACACCAUAACCUACUCAGUGACUGUGGUAGGACCCUGGUUAAACUACAGUUAUUACAGUAUGGUGUUGGUAGGACCCUGGUAGCAGUGACAGGGGGUACGGGGCACUGCCCCCUACCAACUAAUAGAAUCUCACUUUGAUUGAUCUCUGUUAGUGUAUGUAUUUGGUGUCCGCAACACUGGAUGUUGUCUCUGGGGGCCUUCGCCUUGAGAAAAACCCUGUGUGUGAAACUAGUAUGAGCCAUACUCAUUUGUAUCAACCUCGGUCUCCCUCGCUGUUUCAACCCUGUAUGGGUUUGUUGGCUUCCAACCUCUUAUGCAAAACUUUCUCUCUCUCUCUCUCUCUCUCUCUCUCUCUCUCUCUCUCUCUCUCUCUCUCUCUCUCUCUCUCUCUCUCUCUCUCUCUCUCUCUCUCUCUCUCUCUCUCUCUCUCUCUCUCUCUCUCAAUUCAAUUUAAGGGCUUUGUUGACAUGGGAAACAUAUGUUUACAUUGCCAAAGCAAAUAGAAUAGAUAAUAAAAAUAAACAAUACAAAAUUAACAGCAAACAUUACACUCACAAAAGUUCCAAAACCAUAUUAUGUCUAUAUACAGUGUUGUUACAAUGUAAAAAUAGUUAAAGUACAAAAGGGAAAAUAAAUAAACGUAAAUAUAGGUUUACAAUAAUGUUUGUUCUUCACUGGUUGCUCUCUCUCUCUCUCUCUCUCUCUCUCUCUGUCUCUCUCUCUCUCUCUCUCUCUCUCUCUCUCUCUCUCUCUCUCUGUCUCUCUCUCUCUCUCUCUGUCUCUCCCUUUCUUUCUCAUCCGUCUAUGGUCAGGAAGUUGGUUUGGGAGGAGGUGGGUUUUACUCCCCAGCCAGCAGGAUGUGAUGAGGUGGUGUUGAAGGAGUCAGGCGCAGGAGGGUAAAUCACAGAAUAACAUGCUUUAAUCCGCAAAAUACAGGUUUACGCAGAAAUGUGUCAAACACACUCCAGGGCACAAAACAGGUGCACUGGAAAAUACAAGGCACACGGGAAAAUACUCCCGUUGAUACAAAAUACACGAGCUCCACCGAGCUUCACUAACCUCCACAAUAAACAAUCACCCACAAGGACAAGGGGGCAGAGGGAACACUUAUACACUGACUAAUUAGGGGAUUAGAACCAGGUGUGUGUGAUUGACAAGACAAGACAAUUGUGAUGAUGAUUGGGGCGGCAGUGGUUAGUACUACGGUGACAACGAACGCCGAAGCCUGCCCGAACAAGGAGGGGAGGCAGCCUCGGCCGAAGUCGUGACACAGGAUGCCCUGUUUUUCUCCUGUGGUGCUGUGGAUGUCAGUGUUGUGCAUAGAAAUAGAUUAACUUUCUAUAGUGGUGUGGCUGCUGCCUCAGGGUGAGUGAGAUAGAACGUAAGCGUUCAGUAGCCACACCACCGUGUCCGGACAGGGUCAGUCAUUGUGUCGACUCAGUGUACUCUAUGCUCCCCCGCAGUGUUGAGACGUUGAGACAACCCACUGGAACUCUCAGUCCACUGGCACACACACACACACACACACACACACACACACACACACACACACACACACACAAACACACAGAGAAUACUCACCACACCACAGGGUUUAGCCCGGAUCAUUCCACAUUCCAUAUUCCGCCUAUGGAAGCCCAUGCAUGUAUUAGCAUCAUUUAGGUAUUUUUGUUUUAGCGGGUGAAGAGCAACAACACAAACAACCUCUUGGUGGAUGGACUUUAGAGUGUGUGUUCUUAAUUUACAUCGGUUGAUGAUUCAGCCUAAUGGGGAAUUCACUGGUUGUUUAAAGGGGCGAUCCGCAAUUGCUACAUCAAUUUUUGGACUUGGAAUUAAUUAUAUAUAUACCCACUGAUUCUUGAAAAACAUAACUUAUAAAUAAAUGCCUGAUGAGUUUAGUUCAACUGUCGUAUCCCAUCAGAACCCAAAAUAUCAGCUUGUUAUACACCAAUGUUUGUAAACACCUAAAUGUAAACAAAUACAAUAUAGCCUCAAAACAUGGUCAAAACUCAAUUUGAUAUCAUGGAUGGUCAAUCCUUGCAUCUAGCUCUGUUUAUGAGAGUGGUUACAUUUCUCCAGCCCCAUCCCCCAGCUUUUUACCAAAAACAGUGGUGGGGUGACCACUUUGUUGUUUUUUCAACUGCGGAUUGCCCCUAUAAUGUUUGUAACGUUUAUGUUAAAGCUGUGCACUGGUCCACAGUUCAUCCAUGUAACCACUCUCUGUUGGUUGGUUCAUGCUGUAGGCCUAUCUGUUCUUUUUACAUACUGGUGAAUGUGUGGAGAUGGGUAAUUUGGGUUCUGUGUGUGUGUGAAUGGCAGCUUUGGGUGAGGUUUUGUGUGUUUGUGGGUGUUGUAGGAUCAGUGUUAGCGCUGGCAGAGUUGAGGCUUUCUGGGACGAUAGUCCUCAUGGUGGGACACCAGAUGGGCACAGCUGCUGCUCUACCCUACAGCUGAAUCUGUCCCCCAAGGUGUGUGUGUGUGUGUGUGUGCUUGCAUGCGUUUGAUGUGCUACUGGCCAUAUUAUAUAGUUACAUUUUUCUCCCAUCUUAUAACCACACUUCAAUAGUACCUAAACUGGUCAGCUGUGUAAUGCCUGCCAGAUAUCCUGGCUACACAUCCCAGGACUGCGUUCACCCCAAUCAUGUUCUGGUGUGUUACACAGAGAAGCUAGGCACGUUCUGGUGUGUUGCACACAGCAGCUAGGCAGAGUGGCCUCUUCGUGCCUGUGGAGUACAAUUCUCCAGUGAGGGCAGCGGAAAUAUCUAUGAACAGAUUUUUCACCUGAAGUGAGAAUAACAAUAUGCUCUCCUGGCAGAAUAGCUACAUUUCAAACCAAACCUUCUGAGAAAUAAUUUGGCAAUGUAUAAUUAUGAGUCAUAAUGAUAAUAACUCUCCAUCUGUUGCUCGAAUGAUAAAUAAUGAAAUCAACCUUUAUUUUCUGAUGCUACGUUCAUAACCAGGUGGCACGUUGGUAAUUUCCAGUUGCGAAGUCGUAAAUAUUAGUUGGAUGCAUUCACGUGCUUUGAACUCGUUGAGAAAUGCUGAUUGGUUAAUGGCCAACAAGCUGCGUCAACCAUAAACUAAAAGUACAGCUACCAUGCUUGUAAACAAGUUAUAGUGCUCAAAAACCAUAUUAAUAGAUUGCUUUUUAUAAAUAAUGUUUUGUUGUUGCUUUUAACUCCUGAAAAUGCUGUUAUCGAGGUAAUUUACUAUUGACCACUCAGAAUGAUGCAAAAUGCCACAACAGCAGACAGUGCACAGUUGUUUUCAGGGUGCUAUUCCAGUGUUUGUUGGCUAACAGUAGCUUAGGGUAACAGCAACAUUAUCCUAGGCUAACAGCACCAGUAGACUAGGCUGACAGCAACAGUAGCCUAGGCUAACAACAACAGUAGCCUAGGCUAACAGCAACAGUAGCCUAGGCUAACAGCACCAGUAGCCUAGGCUAACAACAACAUUAGCCUAGGCUAACAGCAACAGUAGCCUAUGCUAACAGCAACAGUAGUCUAGGCUAACAACAACAGUAGCCUAGGCUAACAGCAACAGUAGCCUAGGCUAACAGCACCAGUAGACUAGGCUAACAGCAACAGUAGCCUAGGCUAACAGAAACAGUAGCCUAGGCUAACAGUCUGUUGUUUGCCAUCACAGAACUGAUUCUGUUUCAACAAAAAGUUUUCUGGAAGAGUGUUUUGCAUUGAUCUGUGUCAGGUCUUGUGAACCCUCUGUUGGUGUGCGCCUGUAGGCUAUUCGCUAUUUGAAGUGGGGAAAUAGCAUACUGUUGUCAGGGCUGACCGGAGGGCUAAAUGUGCUAUGAUAGUAAAAUGCCUUUUCAUGUGAAAUGCAACCCAUAGCCCAUGAGAGAGAAAAGGAGCUUUAAAAUAAAACAAUCACUUUGUGCGUCCUCAGAACUGUAGGCUACAUUUACAGUGUGCAGCUUUAAACACUACAUUCUAAUGUGUAUCGUUUUAUUAAAUUAAGAAUGUCAUGUGUCAUGGUAUAUCCUUGUGUGUAACAAUGUAACAAAACAAACCCCCCCAAAAAGCCUGCGUCUAGACAAUAUUUCCCCAUGCUACUAGCCUUGCAUUUGGUUUGGUACUGCGGGGGUUAAUAUAAGCCUCGCUGUCUGCCUAUCUGACCUGUUGCCAUGCAUAUGAACCUGACGAGACUGAAAGUUUCUCUGAUCCAGGUCAAUUCAUUUAUCAGGAUCAUUAAUGGAUAUAUCCAAAUAAUUGCCAAUAUAAACCAAGGUAAAACAAACGAAAAUGCACAUAGUUUGCUGUCAUUUCAGCUACUUGAUGUGAUUGUGUGUUAGCUUUAGGUGGCUAGUUAGCUAGCAAAGGACAAGUAACGUUAGCCUAGCUAAUUUGUAAAUUGCGAGGUGCCGGAACAAAAUGCUCCAAAUGGUAAUAUUUGUUUUUAAUGAUCAUCUAACUCGGAUUCCAAGUCGGGAACUCGGGCCUCUUUCUAGAGCUCCGACUUUCCAACCUGAAGAUCACUGACGUCAUGAUUCCACCUCGAGUUGGGGUUGUCUUGAAAUCACCAUAAUACCCCAGAAAUGAUCGAAAUGAGAGGCUACUUUGACAAAGAACAACUGAGAAUCUGAGAUCAAUAAAAUGACCUUGUCUUGAAUCCAUCAAUAGCUAUUGUAGGCUACAAUAUGAAGAGGAAAUUAUAGUCCUAAAAAUGCUUUCCAGUUCUACUGACUCACCCAAUGAUGCGCAUCUCACUCGCUGGUGAUGGCCGAUGCGCUCGUGCCAAAAGCCUCUCUCUCUUGUUUUACUUUGUAAAAUAUUUGGAAGUUGAUCAAAUAUUUUGGUAGCCUACGGCAUACAGAUUAGUCUUCUCUUUUCAGCCGAAGCCAUUUGCUUUCCAACCUGUUUUGUCUGCAUGGUGUUUGUUCACUGACAGAUUUGCCGCGUGUUCCCGACUGUAGGCUAUGCCUUGUUAUUGGGGUACACUCCACAGCUAGGCUACGGCCACACAUUGGUCUCAAAUAUAGGUUACAAUGUUACGCAAACCCAUAAGCCAUUGGGGGGCAGGAGAAUUAACGAAGAGGCUUUUAUUGCUUUUAUUUGAAUUUUUACAUUGCAAAAAGUGAGAGAAAAAAAAUUAUUCCAAGAGAGGUUCCGGAUCCGGCCAAAUAGGUUCCGGAACGAAACAGUCCAAAAUGGACAAUCAGCUGGUUGUUACCUAUUUAUACAUUAUUUAUUUAAUCAUUAUUUAUUUAAAUUCUUGUCUCUCGUCAUCAUUGAACCUCUACUAGCUAGCUACAUGCCAAUGAUUUAGCAUAGCAAAGUGGAAUGAAUAGAAUGAAAGACUGGGUCAAAACAUGAGAAUAUAAUUAACGACCAGCCUGUUUGGUUAGCAACAUGUCGUUAAUAUUUUUUUAAAAUAUUUUGGCAACCGGUUUUAUAAAAGCAAUAAGGCCCUCGAACCCGGGAAUUAUCGUGUGAAAAUUCCCUCCUAAGGGCUGUUUCCCGGCCAUUGGCUUCGCCUCGGGCCUAAGAAUAGCCCUUAGUCGGGAGUUAUCACAUGAUAAUCCCCAGGUUCUCAUGCCUUAUUGCUUAAAAACUGGUGUGGUGCUUGUUGGUUAUAUUGUCUAUGCAUGUUUUACCCUGUAUCCUGGUACCUUCAAUGUUUGAACCAACUAAUCGGAGACCUGUUGGCAAGGACUCAGCUGAAUUGUGUCCAAAGGUCUUCACCUUGGCAGAACUCAGAGUUUCUCUCUCUCUGAGCUCAGAACCCCUCUGACACCUUGGGAGGAGAAAAUCACCUGUCACUCCUGAAGUGUCACCACCCGCGGUCACCGUGAAGAUAUCCAGGAAGUCACUCACAGCCUGAAGCUGUCACCACCGCUUUAUCUCCACGGCAACAUUUAAGGGCAAAGAUCCAAUUCCCAUCAAUCACCCGGCAACCGCCCCCUAAAAAUGUGAUGUGAGAGAUAAGAGAGAGGUGUUCUUAUUAGAAUAGACUGACUGACUGACUGACUGACAGUGUCAUAUCUGCAGCUCUCAAACAAGAGGGGUUGGAGCACUGGGGGAAAAUGGAAUAUGAAUUAGAUUCUAGAGUUCAGAGCAUCAAUGAUGACAGUUGUUUCUAAUUCAAGCUACCUGAAUGACAGACUCAAAUGAGAUUGGUAGGAAUCUCAGAACUUGAAUUUGUUGCUGUCUAACUUUUGACAAAUUAGAAAUAUGAUGAAAACGAAAUGUUCACAGUAAAUGCCAAAUAGCCUAAAUUAAAACUUUAGAGUGCUUUGAAGUUUUUAAAAGAACAAUCCUUAGCUAAAUGGAAGCCCCAGCAAAAACAUCCAGCUGUGUAUUGUGUGUGCUUUGUAAAUGUUUCUUUUUAUAGUUAAGCCAAACCACCAUUUGCCUUCCACAGGCAGUAACACAUGCACAUGCACACGCAUGCACACACACACAUACACACACACACACAGAGACCCCCCCCCCCCCACACACACACACACACACACACACACACACACACACACACACACACACACACACACACACUUCAGCUAAAAGUCUUUAGAUAGGAAAGCUGCUCUUGUGAAAUAUAACCAUUUCACAUUGCUUCUCAGGGUAUCUCCAAAUGAACCACUGCUGGGCACUCAUUAAAACAUGGGUGCAUAUUGAAUUCACUCCACAGAAUUUAAUGAAUCGUGAAAUGUCCCCUCAUUCAGUGUCAUUUAGAACCGCGAUGGCACUAUGCUAGGCACUUUUUCUGUUUUUCUUCUUAGUAUUAUGCAGGGUAUGCUAAUUGCUGAUUAAUUCAUCCCCCUGGUAUAGAUUAGAGCUGUCCCCGACAAAAUACAUUUUUGGGCGUCCGAGAGUAAUCUUUUCUUUCGACCAAUCGAUUGGUUCACAUUUUUUAAUUAGUAUUUUUCCAUAUACUGUAUGUACUGAACUUGUCUGAUACUUUAAGCACACUGUUUGAUUAAAUAAUUAAGACACACAAAUUACUCAAGAGGGAGCCAGAGAUCAAGAUAGCCUAACCAGAAGAAAAAAACCUGUUCCCGACCCUCCUCCCACUGCUGCUGGCCUUCGAAGAUUCUGCCUUUACGCUCCUGAAGUUGCUAGGCUACACCAGCGGUCGGCAACCUUUUCCAUUUGGAGUGCCAAUUUAUCUUACCAUUUCUACUGAUCUGCGUGCCUGUUAUGAGGCGUUUUUAUAUGCACAUUUUCAUGGAACAGUUUAAUUUAAUUUAUAAUAGUCGUAUUAUCUCAAAAUCAUUGUCUAUGGUUAAUGAUAUAAAUCUAAAAGUAACUUGUGUUGCUAACUGUGUAAAAAUAGCCUACAUAAAGCCAACGAAUAAAAACAUUGCAGCCUGCAGGUAGAAAAUAUCCACAAAAAAAAAGAACUUGCGCUAGCAAACUUGCAACAUUGUAGAAAAUAUUCUGGGCCAUCAGAGCACCAGACACAGCUGAAGGCUAUUUGUGCAAAGGAUGAUAAGUAAUUAGGUAUUUUAUGACUGGAUCAGAGCAUUACAUUUUUCCCUUUCAUGCCGAGUGGUUAUCGAAAGGGAGAGAGCUGAAAAUAUUUGCAUUCUCAAUUGAGUCUAAAUACAGACUUCGUUUACUUGCUAAUUUGAGGUCCACAGCUAAUUAGUGGUGGUAUGUUAAGACAAUCAAAAAUACUAUUAGACAUCCCGAAAUGGGCAUAUUUAUAGGCCUACAUUUGCUUGCAGGCCAUGACAACACAGCGUGGUAGCAGCACCACAUGACAACAACAUGGUAGCAACACAACAUGGCAGCAGCACAACAUGGUAGCAGCACAAAACAUGGUACAAACAUUAUUGGGCACAGACAACAGCACAAAGGCAAGAAGGUGGAGACAACAAUACAUCACAGCGAAGCAGCCACAACUGUCAGUAAGAGUGUCCAGGAUUGAGUCUUUGAAUGAAGAGAUGGAGAUAAAAUUGUCCAGUUUUAGUGUUUUUUGCAGCUUGUUCCAGUCGCUAGCUGCAGCGAACUGAAAAGAGGAGCGACCCACGGAUGUGUGUGCUUUGGGAACCUUUAACAGAAUGUGACUGGCAGAACGGGUGUUGUAUGUGGCGGAUGAGGGCUGCAGUAGGUAUCUCAGAUAGGGGGGAGUGAGGCCUAAGAGGGUUUUAUAAAUAAUAAUCAACCAGUGGGUCUUGCGACGGGUAUACAGAGAUGACCAGUUUACAGAGGAGUAUAGAGUGCAGUGAUGUGUCCUAUAAGGAGCAUUGGUGGCAAAUCUGAUGGCUGAAUGGUAAAGAACAUCUAGCCGCUCGAGAGCACCCUUACCUGCCAAUCUAUAAAUUACGUCUCCGUAAUCUAGCAUGGGUAGGAUGGUCAUCUGAAUCAGGGUUAGUUUGGCAGCGGGGGUGAAAGAGGAGCGAUUACGAUAGAGGAAACCAAGUCUAGAUUUAACCUUAGCCUGAAGCUUUGAUAUGUGCUGAGAGAAGGACAGUUUACUGUCUAGCCAUACUCCCAAGUACUUGUAUGAGGUGACUACCUCAAGCUCUAAACCCUCAGAGGUAGUAAUCACACCGGUGGGGAGAGGGGCAUUCUUCAUACCAAACCACAUUACCUUUGUUUUGGAGGUGUUCAGAACAAGGUUAAGGGCAGAGAAAGCUUGUUGGACACUAAGAAAGCUUUGUUGUAGAGCGUUUAACACAACAUCUGGGGAGGGGCCAGUUGAGUAUAAGACUGUAUCAUCUGCAUAUACAUGUUUGAGAGAGCUUCCUACUGCCUGAGCUAUGUUGUUGAUGUAAAUUGAGAAGACUGUGGGGCAUAGGACCGAGCCUUGGGGUACUCCCUUGGUGACAGGCAGUGGCUGAGACAGCAGAUGUUCUGACUUUAUACACUGCACUCUUUGAGAGAGGUAGUUAGCAAACCACGCCAAAGACCCCUCAGAGACACCAAUACUCCUUAGCCGGCCCACAAGAAUGGAAUGGUCUAUCGUAUCAAAAGCUUUGGCCAAGUCAAUAAAAAUAGCAGCACAACAUUGCUUAGAAUCAAGGGCAAUGGUGACAUCAUUUAGGACCUUUAAGGUUGCAGUGACACAUCCAUAACCUGAGCGGAAACCAGAUUGCAUACCAGAGAGAAUACUAUAGACAUCAAGAAAGCCAGUCAGUUGAUUAUUAACAAGUUUUUACAACACUUUUGAUAAACAUGUCAAAAUAGAAAUUGGCCUAUAACAGUUAGGAUCAGCUUGAUCUCCCCCUUUAAAUAAAGGAUGCACCGUGUCUGCCUUCCAAACAAUGGGAACCUCCCCAGAGAGGAGAGACAGGUUAAAAAGGUCAGAGAUAGGCUUGGCGAUGAUAGGGGCUGCAACCUUAAAGAAGAAAGGAUCUAAACCAUGUGACCCAGAAGGUUUUUUGGGGUCAAGUUUAAGGAUCUCCUUUAGCACCUCAGACUCAGUGACUGCCUGCAGGGAGAAACUUUGCAGCGGGGCAGGAGGAAAAGAGGGAGGAGCAUCGAGGCUAGUCGCAUUAGAAGGGGUGGGAGAUGAGGAAAUGUUGGACGGGCAAUGAGGCAUGGCUGAGUCAAAUAGGAAUCCUGACUUAAUGAAGUUGUGACUAAAGAGCUCAGCCAUGUGCUCCUUGUCAGUAACAACCACAUCAUCAACAUUAAGGGACAUGGGCAGCUGUGAGGAGGAGGGUUUAUUCUCCAGGUCUUUAACCAUUUUCCAGAACUUCUUGUGGUUAGACCCACAGAGAGAGAACUGCUCCUUAAAGUAGGUUGAUGUUUAUUGGGAUGAGUCUUGUCCUUGAGGCAGAAGUGAGCGAAUUCUGAUGGGCCAGCUGCAAAUUGGCUAUAUUGUAAGAAUUCAUGAAAACUUAAUUUAAGUUUAGGCAUUACGGUUAGCAGUGUGGUUAAGGUUAGGGUAAGGCUUGUAUUGUAUGACUUUGUGGCUGUGCUAGCUAGUGACCACCCUGCAGAGCUACCUCCAGAACAAGAUUCAUGACGAAAAACACUAACCUGCGAAACACAAGCCUGCACUUUAGAUUUCAUCCCCAAUUCUCUUCUCUAACCCUCCCCAUAGAUCCAACUGACACCUUGUCUCAACAGAUGCUAGUGAUGGAAGUCCCGGAGGCACUUAAAGCCAAUGGGGUGUAGCAUAAAAUACAGAAAUGUAAUUCUCUGUUGCCUUUUGGGAGAGCUGAGUGGUGAGGGGUCACGGCAGCUCAGCGGUAGAGUUGUUUUAGCUUUUGGCUAAAGCUACGUUCUGGGAUUUGUGGAUGUGGGAUUUACCUUUAGGGAGCUAUAUUUGGGGGUAAUUACUGAACAUUUUUACUCUGCCUUUUGGAUAAACCAAAACAGGCUUUAUGAGAUUGGAAGCCAACAGGGAGCCCUUGAGACCAUGCAUGCACGCAUGAACACACACGCACACAAAUACUCUCUCUCUCACACACAUAAACACACACACACUCUCUCCCUCCUUCCCUCUCUCUCACUCUCUCUCUCUCUCCCUCUCACACAGUCUAGCACGCCGUAUCAGACUGACAAUGAAUAAUUACCACUUGUUCCGUUCUGUGUGUGACGAGAGAACAGAGAAUGAAUGCAAGCUAAACAUAUUCUCUGCCAAUUCAGAAGGGUGUGUCCUUGGAAUAUUAUUGAAUGAUUCAUUUAUCUACCGUCCUGUAUUUCAAUCAAAUGUAGAAAGUUACUUUACAUUACUGAAGUUCCCUCUGGACCUCUCCAUUCCCUACCCUUCCAUAUUCAAACAGCCACUUUAAUUAAGGGCUGUAUAAUUAUUACAAUCUCUUCACUUUUCCCAGAAAACCUUGACAUGGGUACAGUAGCGUCAACCACUUAAUUUCAACUGAAAAUAAAUCAAACACCCUUUUAAAAGUUGUUUUGGGAGUGUUCAGACUUAUUUAUCUGGUGUGUUGCAUUGAACCUAGAAUUACUACAGAGGAACGCAAUUCAAUGACUGAAUUGACUGGGAUUUAGAUGGAAUUGACCCCACCGGCGAUAGAAGUGUCAGUCAACCCCAAAUGUAUAGGUAUCUACUGUAUCUUGUCUACUACAUUUGGGGUCCAUACCUAAUAUAAUGAUAUAGGUCAUUUAGCAGACGCUUUUAUCCAAAGCAACUAAAGCCCUAUUCAGAUGGGAUUAGUUUAACUGGGGGAGGUCAGGUAAUGUAAUUAUCUGGACAAGCACAAAACACCACAUCUGUAAUUUUAGUCCUGUCUGAAUCUGCCAUGGCAGUCAUUUUUACAUGGCAGGAGAGUAACAAUUCCAGCCAGAAUAAACUACUGUUUUUGACUAACUCCAAAGUCCUCUGAUAAUACUAGUCCUGUGCGAAUCGACAUCCCUGUGUUUUGAGAGAAAUGUCGUGAGUUUGACAGGUGUUGUUCGCGGUUUGAGAAAGAACACAACAACUGAUUCGAUCAAUUGAACGAAGUGCUGCGCUUAAGCUAUAUAUGAAUGGCCUACAUGUAUCAACUUUCACAGAGAAAUGCUUUUGUUUAUAUGUUUUGUGCGGAUGAAUUAAAUAUUGCCAAAUGCAUCAGUAAAAAAUAUUGCGCCUAUUUAAUGCAACCCUUGAUGUUAAUAAAUUGCAAAGCUGCAUACAACUGACCUAAACGUUUGGAAAUGAAGUUAACAAAAAAAAAAAUAAUAAUAAUAAUAAUUAUAUCCGAAUCGUCCUCUGGAAUAACGGACAUUCUGGAGUAAUAAUUACAUAACCAACGUUCUCUAGUGAUACUAGUCCUGUGCGAAUAGGGCUUUACAGUCAUGCGUGCAUACUUUCACAUACGGAUGGUCCCGGGAAUCAAACCCACUGUCUGGGCGUUGCAAGCACCAUGCUCUACCAACUGACCUACAGAGGACCGAUAUCUGUAUUUCUUCCCCUAACAAGACAGGUGGGUUUAGGACCCCUCUUUAAUGUUAUGUGUUAAUUAUCCACCAAGCUAAGCUAAUUACGACCUCCGAAUGGUGUUGUAAAUCGCCUUAAAAUGCCUCGAUUACGGUACCUUAGCAAUAAAUAGAAUCAAGGUAAGAGGAAAAUCCAUUGUCUUAAAGACUUAUGCUGCACAGGACGUGUCUAAUGUAGACUAAGCUUUUUGGGCUCAGGAUCAGCUUUAAGGAUCAAUUUGAAGUAAGCCGAAUCAAAGCAAUGUCCCUGUUUUAUUUGGCCAGACUAAAUGCCUCGACUAAAAUAUGUUAAUUCAACUCGGGCUCCAUUGAUCUGUCUACUGUACAUUGAGUGUACAAAACGUUAAGAACAUGAAUUGUGUAUGUGUGCCAUUCAGAGGGUGAAUGGGCAAGACAAAAUAUUUAAGUGCCUUUGAACAGGGUAUGGUAGUAGGUGCCAGGCGCACUGGUUUGAGUGUAUCAAGAACUGGGUUUUUCACCCUCAAUAGUUUCCCUGUUUAUCAAGAAUGGUCCAUCACCCAAAGGACACCCAGCCAACUUGAAACAACUGUGGGAAGUAUUGGAGUCAACAUGGGCCAGCAUCCCUGUGGAAUGCUUUCGACACCUUGUAGAGUCCAUGCCCCGACGGAUUGAAGGCAAAAGUGUGUGUGUGUGGGGGGGGAAGUUGCAACUUAAUAUUAGGAAGGUGUUCUUAAUGUUUUGUCCACUCAGUGUAUGUGUUCCCUUAACAUAUUAAAAAAAUAUGCUCUUCACCUUUGCUGAUCCAUUAAUCAAACAUACCCUUUUAUUUAUUUUUUAAACUUAAGUCACAAUGCAGCGUUCACCAUUCAGUAUAAUUAUAGUUUUUCUGUCCCAAUGUGAUUGUACAGGGAACAUUUCAGUACCCUCAUCAAAAGCUUUAAGGAUGGCUCGGGAGUCUCUCUCUCAUGGUCAAUAAAACACAAACUAAUUUCAGUUCCACAUGGCACUACGCUUCAACGGACAAUCCAACCCACACAGUAGCCCACUGUAUUCAUAAUGGAUUGUGAACGCCAUUGUCUUGUAGAAGUGCUUUGUGAAGUGGAGUAGGAACCGGAGUGUCACAGGGGCCAGGGAUAAAACCUCAUUGACUUAGGCACGCUGUGAUCUCGAACUGUGGGGGCGGAAACCGGACCGGAGUCGGCUUAGCCUGCGGAGAUAAGACGAAGACGUCCUUGGCCAGUAUUUCUGCUGCCUCUGCAAGGCUGCCUUUCUUCAGGGGGGAGAAAAGCCACACACUCCCCUCCUGGGAGAGUGGAUGGAGAUGGGAUUGAUUGGAGCAGGCAAAAGAGAGAGUGAUGUACUCUUUGUCCCUGCCACCCGCCUGCUUCCCCGCCUCUCCCAAACCGACAGGCUUUUCUUGCUUCGGCGAAAACGUUUAAGGCAAAAUCAAUCGUCUUGUCCGCGUCCUCCCAGCGCGCCUGUCGAUACUCAUAAGCGGCCAACCUUACUGUUGAAGUUCAGUUUGUGCGAGAGAGAGUCCUUCCAGAAUCUGUCACUCGUCAGUGAAACUUCCUCUGACAGAUAUUGGCUGCCUGCAUCACUCUCUUGCUCUGCAGGUCAAUAGCAGCAUUCCACGUCUGAAAUAAAUGGAAGCCUCAUUGAAGCCUCUUCAGCUAAUAGCCUUGGCAAAUAAUAUUCAUCAUUUACAUACAGUAUAAUACCAAAGUACGGUUACGUAAGUUCUUGGAAGUACUUGAAAUGUUCCAGUGUAUUAUGUGGUUUUUAGUACUUCUUCCAGACACUGAACAUCUUGAAGCUGUCUGUGAUCGUCAGAGUGUUUCCUUUGCGUGCGUGUGUGUGUGUGUGUGUGUGUGUGUGCGUGCGUGUGUUUUCUUUCUGGCUCAGAGAUAGAGGGCAGGAGGUCACAGAAUCUAUUAAAUGAUGAGAAUUCUCCAUCAGUUCUGAUAGCCACAGUGGUGUCUUUCUUUCUGAAGUUCUCAUUUUGGCAUUGUAUUGAAUCACACAAUCCCACAUCAUUUUUAUUUUCACUCAAGACGGAUUUCUAAUACAGUAUCUAUCAGAAGAACACACACGCACACACACACACACACACACACACACACACACACACACACACACACACACACACACACACACACACACACACACACACACACACACACACACACACACUGUAUGAUGUUUAUAUGGAGUAGCCUCUCUAUCCUCCAUACGCUGCAGAGUUAGCUGGCGGUGUGUGUGCAUGUGUGUGUGUCUACGUGCAAGUGUGUGUGCGUGCAACGUGUGUGAGUGUGUGUGUGUCAGGGUCAACCUUGCCAACCUUGCCAUUACAUACUAAUAGGAGAGUGCCAGCCAGCCCUGCUUAGACUGGCUAAGUCCCAGGUCCCUCCAAGGAUAAGGUUAUCUAUCUGGCCCACCUUGACCACACUGCAGAUCAACUACUGCUCUGGGCAACAAGGCAAGAGAUCAGACACACACCCCGGCUGCAUCUUAAAUGGCACCCUAUUCCCCACAUAAUGCACUACUUUUGACCAGAGCCCUAUGCAGGCCGUUCGUCACUACCUCUAAGAUCCAACCAUAAACAACACAGCAUCCCUAAUUACUUAAGUGAAGUUAACUCCAUCCAAAGUUACUUUGCCUCCCCAUGACGCCAGGCUCUUUUGUAAGUAUCAGUCAAUGAAAGGUAAAGGUCAAUGAAAGAAGCUGUCUUUGUUCCGUAGCUCUGUAGCUGUAUUUCUCCCCGUUUCCCUGGAAACUGACGUGUUGUACUCCCCAGGGUGCUGUCUGGUGUCUCUGGCUGCCCUCCUGGCCCUCUGCUCAGCAUAACUCUCUACCUUAACACACACGCACACCGACUUGACAUGACCGCAUCCUUAAGAGAAAUGUCCUCCGUGAUUGAUGGCCGUGCUUGAGGCCGAACCAUCGCUCAUUUUGGACACCUGAGACGACCGAUUGGAGCUGCCCUCGCCAAACCUUACACACACACACACACACACACACACACACACACACACACACACACACACACACAUACUCUGUCACCGUCGCUGCUGUCUCCAUCACAACAAAUGAUUCCAGACUAUGGCUAGCAGAUGAGCUACUCUCUCAGAUGAAGAUGAUGCACAAAGUCCCCGGCUUUCGUCCUCAAACUUCAGUAAACAACAUCACUAAAGUCGUUAGGUUGAGACAGGACAGCAUAUUAGUCAUGUAAUUCAGGAGCAAUGAGCUAGCACUUUUGGGACCUAGGCCUGCCUUACAGGUUAGUUUCUUUGUACUGAACCUGUUUGACUCCCUGUCUGUUUUGACUGGUUAUGGAGAAGUCUACGUAAGUUCAUGUUUUAGAUAUAUUUGUCUCCACCUAAUUUGACUUGAACCAUUUUCUCUGUGUUUCGUGGUCUUCCAUUAUCCCCACGGAAUUUUAAAGUGCAUCGUCAGUUGGGGUAGUUACCAUGGAAAUUAGCCUUGAAACUCUUCCAAAUGGCACUGCAAUUAAUCAAUCAUUAUGGGCACAUUUCCCGCUUUAUUAUUUGCAUCAUUACCAGAAGUCCUACCUCUGUCAGCCAUGCCAGUGUGCUGUGAACGUAAGUGGAUUCUAAAUAUAGCCCUGGGCUCAUUAAAGUGAAGCACUACUCCAUGCUCUUGGUCCUAUAGCAUGCUACUGUACAUUAUAAAAGGCUUCUAUGAAACUAAUAGAGAAUGUCGUACCUGCUCUUACAGCCUUACUGUACAACUAUGGACUGGGGUUACUGCUCUUAAUAGGUAGUACACUACUGUCUGUACCUUAUAAAUUAUAUACUACUGUCUGUACCUUAUAUAUUAUAUAGGCUUCUAUGGACAUCACAGAGAAUGCCUCCUGCUUUUAGAGCCUUUAGAAUGCACUGACUGUUCGCUGUACAUGCUUAGCGUUACAUGUAACUGGACUAUGGACUGGAGUAAGUGGACUUGACACUGUACUGUUUUUCUCAGUUGAUUAUACUUGGAUUUACCUAUAUGGAAAAUGAAUGCACGCAUGACUAUCCGCGCUGGAUAAAAGUGUCUGCUAAUGGCAUAUACAGUGGGGAGAACAAGUAUUUGAUACACUGCCGAUUUUGCAGGUUUUCCUACUUACAAAGCAUGUAGAGGUCUGUAAUUUUUAUCAUAGGUAGUACACUUCAACUGUGAGAGACGGAAUCUAAAACAAAAAUCCAGAACAUCACAAUGAUUUUUAAGUAAUUAAUUUGCAUUUUAUUGCAUGACAUAAGUAUUUGAUACAUCAGAAAAGCAGAACUUAAUAUUUGGUACAGAAAUUUUUGUUUGCAAUUACAGAGAUCAUACGUUUCGUGUAGGUCUUGACCAGGUUUGCACUAACUGCAGCAGGGAUUUUGGCCCACUCCUCCAUACAGACCUUCUCCAGAUCCUUCAGGUUUCGGGGCUGUCGCUGGGCAAUACGGACUUUCAGCUCCCUCCAAAGAUUUUUGAUUGGGUUCAGGUCUGGAGACUGGCUAGGCCACUCCAGGACCUUGAGAUGCUUCUUACGGAGCCACUCCUUAGUUGCCCUGGCUGUGUGUUUCGGGUCGUUGUCAUGCUGGAAGACCCAGCCACGACCCAUCUUCAAUGCUCUUACUGAGGGAAGGAGGUUGUUGGCCAAGAUCUCGCGAUACAUGGCCCCAUCCAUCCUCCCCUCAAUAUGGUGCAGUCGUCCUGACCCCUUUGCAGAAAAGCAUCCCCAAAGAAUGAUGUUUCCACCUCCAUGCUUCACGGUUGGGAUGGUGUUCUUGGGGUUGUACUCAUCCUUCUUCUUCCUCCAAACACGGCGAGUGGAGUUUAGACCAAAAAGCUCUAUUUUUGUCUCAUCAGACCACAUGACCUUCUCCCAUUCCUCCUCUGGAUCAUCCAGAUGGUCAUUGGCAAACUUCAGACGGGCCUGGACAUGCGCUGGCUUGAGCAGGAGGACCUUGCGUGCGCUGCAGGAUUUUAAUCCAUGACAGCGUAGUGUGUUACUAAUGGUUUUCUUUGAGACUGUGGUCCCAGCUCUCUUCAGGUCAUUGACCAGGUCCUGCCGUGUAGAGAUCUUGCAUGGAGCCCCAGACCGAGGGUGAUUGACCGUCAUCUUGAACUUAUUCCUUUUUCUAAUAAUUGAGCCAACAGUUGUUGCUUCUCACCAAGCUGCUUGCCUAUUGUCCUGUAGCCCAUCCCAGCCUUGUGCAGGUCUACAAUUUUAUCCCUGAUGUCCUUACACAGCUCUCUGGUCUUGGCCAUUGUGGAGAGCUUGGAGUCUGUUUGAUUGAGUGUGUGAACAGGUGUCUUUUAUACAGGUAACGAGUUCAAACAGGUGCAGUUAAUACAGGUAAUGAGUGGAGAACAGGAGGGCUUCUUAAAGAAAAACUAACAGGUCUGUGAGAGCCGGAAUUCUUACUGGUUGGUAGGUGAUCAAAUACUUAUGUCAUGCAAUAAAAUGCAAAUUAAUUACUUAAAAAUCAUACAAUGUGAUUUUCUGGAUUUUUUUAGAUUCCGGCUCUCACAGUUGAAGUGUACCUAUGAUCAAAAUUACAGACCUCUACAUGCUUUGUAAGUAGGAAAACCUGCAAAAUCGGCAGUGUAUCAAAUAUUUUUAUUUUACCCUUAUUUUACCAGGUAAGUUGACUGACAACACAUUCUAAUUUACAGCAAUGGCCUGGGGAAUAGUUACAGGGGAGAGAAGGGGGGAUGAAUGAGCCAAUUGGAUGCUGGGGGUGAUUAGGUGGCCAUGAUGAUAUGAGGGCCCCAGAUUGGGAAUUUAGCUAGGACACCAAGGUUAACACCCCUACUCUUAAAAUAAGUGCCAUGGGAUCUUUAUGACCACAGCGAGUCAGGAAAGCCGUUUUUAAGGCCCAUCCGAAAGACAGCACACUACACAGGGCAAUGUCCCCAAUCACUGCCCUGGGGCAUUGGGAUAUAAUUAUUUUGUUUUAUUGCUGGGCUAUACAGUAUAUCAGGGGUAUUCAACUCUUACCCUAUGAGUUCCGGAGCCUGCUGAUUUUAUUUUCUACCUUAAUAAUGAAUUGCAUCCACCUGGUGUCCUAGGUCUACAGUGAGGGAAAAAAGUAUUUGAUCCCCUGCUGAUUUUGUACGUUUGCCCACUGACAAAGAAAUGAUCAGUCUAUAAUUUUAAUGGUAGGUUUAUUUGAACAGUGAGAGACAGAAUAAAAAAAAAAAAUCCAGAAAAACGCAUGUCAAAAAUGUUAUAAAUUGAUUUGCAUUUUAAUGAGGGAAAUAAGUAUUUGACCCCCUCUCAAUCAGAAGGAUUUCUGGCUCCCAGGUGUCUUUUAUACAGGUCACGAGCUGAGAUUAGGAGCACACUCUUAAAGGGAGUGCUCCUAAUCUCAGUUUGUUACCUGUAUAAAAGACACCUGUCCACAGAAGCAAUCAAUCAAUCAGAUUCCAAACUCUCCACCAUGGCCAAGACCAAAUAGCUCUCCAAGGAUGUCAGGGACAAGAUUGUAGACCUACACAAGGCUGGAAUGGGCUACAAGACCAUCGCCAAGCAGCUUGGUGAGAAGGUGACAACAGUUGGUGCGAUUAUUCGCAAAUGGAAGAAACACAAAAUAACUGUCAAACUCCCUCGGCCUGGGGCUCCAUGCAAGAUCUCACCUCGUGGAGUUGCAAUGAUCAUGAGAACGGUGAGGAAUCAGCCCAGAACUACACGGGAGGAUCUUGUCAAUGAUCUCAAGGCAGCUGGGACCAUAGUCACCAAGAAAACAAUUGGUAACACACUACGCCGUGAAGGACUGAAAUCAUGCAGCGCCCGCAAGGUCCACCUGCUCAAGAAAGCACAUAUACAGGGCCGUCUGAAUUUGCCAAUGAACAUCUGAAUGAUUCAGAGGAGAACUGGGUGAAAGUGUUGUGGUCAGAUGAGACCAAAAUCGAGCUCUUUGGCAUCAACUCAACUCUCCGUGUUUGGAGGUGGAGGAAUGCUGCCUAUGACCCCAAGAACACCAUCCCCACCAUCAAACAUGGAGGUGGAAACAUUAUGCUUUGUGGGGUGUUUUUCUGCUAAGGGGACAGGACAACUUCACCACAUCAAAGGGACGAUGGACGGGGCCAUGUACCGUCAAAUCUCGGGUGAGAACCUCCUUCCCUCAGCCAGGGCAUUGAAAAUGGGUCGUGGAUGGGUAUUCCAGCAUGACAAUGACCCAAAACACACGGCCAAGGCAACAAAGGAGUGGCUCAAGAAGAAGCACAUUAAGGUCCUGAAGUGGCCUAGCCAGUCUCCAGACCUUAAUCCCAUAGAAAAUCUGUGGAGGGAGCUGAAGGUUCGAGUUGCCAAACGUCAGGCUCGAAACCUUAAUGACUUGGAGAAGAUCUGCAAAGAGGAGUGGGACAAAAUCCCUCCUGAGAUGUGUGCAAACCCGGUGGCCUACUACAAGAAACGUCUGACCUCUGUGAUUGCCAACAAGGGUUUUGCCACCAAGUACUAAGUCAUGUUUUGCAGAGGGGUCAAAUACUUAUUUCCCUCAUUAAAAUGCAAAUCAAUUCAUAACAUUUUUGACAUGCGUUUUUUGUGUGGAUUUUUUUGUUGUUAUUCUGUCUCUCACGGUUCAAAUAAACCUACCAUUAAAAUUAUAGACUGAUCAUGUCUUUGUCAGUGGGCAAACGUACAAAAUCAGCAGGGGAUCAAAUAUUUUUUCCCUCACUGUAAAUCAGUCCCUGAUUAGAGGGGAACAAUGAAAACAAGCAGUGGAACUGGCUUCGAGGUCCAGAGUUGUGUUUGAGGGCAGUAUAUGAUGCUACUGGACCUGUUUCCAUCACAGCAAAAAUCCAAUAAUGAAUAGCUGUGUGUGAUAACAGUGUACUUAUGAGACUUGGAUCUAACUGCUCCGUUUCCAAUGAGGAAGUUGUGUGAUAACAGUGUCCCAGUGACCACCCAGAUAGAGCAACUCAUCCAGUCCCAUUCAGUGAGUAGUGAUCUGAUCCUCUAGCAGGCCUGAGAACCUGACCCCAGAACAGAGCACUUUUAUCCGCCUGGCUUAAGACAGAUACCCCCCUCCUCUACUCCUCCUCCUCCUCCUCUCUCUCCCCUUAUCCUCUCCUACUCCUUCCUCUCCCCCCUCCUCUCCAUCCUAACAAGAUUGGACCUCCUCUAUCGCUCUAUAAAUUAGGAUGGGUUAUCUCUCUGAAAGCAUUCAGACUAGAGGGAGACCAUUGCAAUUAUCAUAUCACCGCUGUGGAUCGAUUCCCCAAUCCUUUACAAAAAUACAGGGGUGGAAGAAUACGCCCAGACAAACUGAAAGUUUUCUUUUUCUGUCAUUUUCUAUUCUCUUGUCCGCGUUGAAGGAUCCAUGGCAAUUAUUCUACCCAUUCACUGCAAUUGUGAGGCAGUUCAAUUCAACACUGUCAUAGCCCUUUAAAGAAUGCAAUUUAUCUAGUGGGGGUAUAAUGUCAAUUGUUGGAACUUUGUAAUGGAUUUCUUUGGCGGCUAAAUGACUGCUAUUUUCAGUUUCAGAUGAGGUUUUAGAAGUGUGUUCCCUACGGUAUGCUAUGUAGCUUCAGCAGUAUACCCUCAAGGAGACUACUUGUAAGCUUACAGAAGGUUCUGAACACAUCGUCUGCAUAACCGGCAAUUAUAUCUCACAAAUGAAAUUACAUGGGAACUAAAGGAGCUGUUCUGCCCAUCCUGUUGCCUCGUUUACUCUGAACAAACAACAAGAAAAAGGGAGGGCUUGGGAGUGACUCUAAUUGUGUAAUAUGGAGCUAAUUACAAACAGCAGUGGUUCUUUGUGUGGUGAAUCCAGUCCAGCUGCUAAUGCCAAUCCUGGCAGAGUUAAGAGCACCACGUCCAAACACAACAGAACCGUAGACGAAAACAGGACAGAAAAAGACAGAGAGAAAAUAUUAUUUUGUUGACCACUCUGUCUGGACAACAGUGGACAAAUGAAGUCACUAAUCAGGCCUGUACUAUGGUUUACUGUGGUUUAGGUACAGAAAAAGCCAGAGAGAACAAAUACUGAACAACAGAGGACUGACAAGCCACUCAUGCCUUUUUACUAUGGUUUACAAGUGUGUUGUGUUAUACCUCUGUUCAUCAAGGGUAGUUGAUUACGCCUUUUGUGUAGAUCAACAAUGGUUCACACAAGUACACAGUCAUGUCCUUUUUAUGAGAAGGCUUUUGUGCAGCAUGAUACCCCAGCUGUGCCUCACGCAUCACAUGCACAUGGUGUCACACCCUGAUCUGUUUCAGCUGUCUUUGUGAUUGUCUCCACCCCCUCCAGGUGUUGCCCAUCUUCCCCAUUAUCCCCAGUGUAUUUAUACCUGUGUUCUCAGUUUGACUGUUGCCAGUUUGUUUUGUCUCGUCAAGCCUACCAGCGGUUUUCCCCUUGCUCCUGUCUUGCUUAAGUUCCUGUUUUCCUGGUUUUGACCAUUCUGCCUGCCAUUCUGUACCUUGUCACACCACCCUGGAUUAUUGACCUUUGCCUGCCCUGACCCUGAGACUGCCUGCCGUUCUGUACCUUUUGGACUCUGAUCUGGAUUACUGACCCCUGCCUGCCCUUGACCUGUCGUUUGCCUGCCACCUGCUUUUGUAAUAAACUUUUGUUACUUCGACACUGUCUGCAUCUGGUUCUUCUCCUGAAACGUGAUACAUGGUUUGUUUCUUUAAAGGUACAGUAUAUGUUUUUGUAUUGUAUGCUAUAUUGGAUAGAGGAGACAGCGGAAAAGAGUUUUGCUUGAAUACCAGUGGGCCAGAUUCAAACCCAUGCUGUAGCGGUAUAUGUGACAUGGAGGCAGCGGUUUAGACUGCUAGAUCACCGUAGUCUAUAAAGACAUUAUGAUGACAUACUGUACAUUAUGUAAGAUUUGUACAGUACCAGUCAAAAGUUUGGACACCUACUCAUUCCAGGGUUCUUUAUUUUUUUUACUAUUUUCUACAUUUUAGAAUAAUAGUGAAGACAUCAAAACUCGGAAAUAACACAUGGAAUCAUGUAGGAACCAAAAAAGUGUUAAACAAAUCAAAAUAUAGUUUUAUAUUUGAGAUUCUUCAAAUGGCCACCCUUUGCCUUGACGACAGCUUUGCACACUCUUGGCAUUCUCUCAACCAGCUUCAUGAGGUAGUUGGAAUGCAUUUCAAUUAACAGGUGUGCCUUGUUAAUUUGUGGAAUAUCUUUCUUUCUUAAUGCGUUUGAGCCAAUCAGUUAUGUUGUGACAAGGUAUUGGUGGUGUACGCAAGAUUGCCCUAUUUGGUGAAAGACCAAGUCCAUAUUAUGGCAAGAACAGCUCAAAUAAGCAAAGAGAAAUGACAGUCCAUCAUUACUUUAAGACAUCAAGAACUUUGAAAGUUUCUUCAAGUGCAGUCGCAAAAACCAUCAAGCGCUAUGAUGAAACUGGUUCUCAUGAGGACCGCCACAGGAAUGGAAGACCCAGAGUUACCUCUGCUGCAGAGGAUAAGUUCAUUAGAGUUACCAGCCUCAGAAAUUGCAGCCCAAAUAAAUCCUUCACAUAGUUCAAGUAACAGACACAUCUCAACAUCAACAGAGGAGACCACGUGAAUCAGGCCUUCAUGGUAGAAUUGCUGCAAAGAAACCACUACUAAAGGACACCAAUAAGAAGAGACUUGCUUGGGCCAUGAAACAUGAGCAAUGGACAUUAGACCGGUGGAAAUCUGUCCUUUGGUCUGAUGAGUCCAAAUGUGAGAUUUUUGGUUCCAACCGCCAUGUCUUUGUGAGAUGCAGAGUAGGUGAACGGAUAAUCUCUGCAUGUGUGGUUCCCACCGUGAAGCAUGGAGGAGGAGGUGUGAUGGUGUGGGGGUGCUGACACUGAUUUAUUUAGAAUUCAAGGCACACUUAACCAGCAUGGCAACCACAGCAUUCUGUAGCAAUUUUUCAACAGGACAAUGACCCAAACACACCUCCAGGCUGUGUAAGGGCUAUUUAACCAAGGAGAGUGAUGGAGUGCUGCAUCAGAUGACCUGGCCUCCACAAUCACCCAACCUCAACCCAGUUGAGAUGGUUUGGGAUGAGUUGGACCGCAGAGUGAAGGAAAAGCAGCCAACAAGUGCUCAGCAUAUGUGGGAACUCCUUCAAGACUGUUGGAAAAGCAUUCCUCAUGAAGCUGGUUGAGAGAAUGCCAAGAGUGUGCAAAGCUGUCAUCAAGGCAAAGGGUGGCUACUCUAAAAUAUAAAAUAUAUUUUGAUUUGUUUAACACUUUUAUUAGUUACUGCAUGAUUUCCAUUUGUGUUAUUUCAUAGUUUUGAUGUCUUCACUAGUAUUCUACAAUGUAGAAAAUAGUAAAAAUAAAGAAAAACCCUUGAAUGAGUAGCUGUGUCCAAACUUUUACUGGUACUGUAGCAUAUUGCUCAUUUAGCAUUUCAUCCCUUUCGUUUCAGUGAUGUAGUAUGUUUGUCUAAUAUCUGUGUGUGUAUUCCAGUGAAACAGUAAAACUGGGGGGAGAGUUGUGUUGUGUUUGCAGCCCAGCUCUGCCCAGUGCUACCUCUGCCUGCCUGAGACUGAUGAAUAUGCCUUGUCUCCGAGAUGGGCCCAUUUGUUACCCGGCCCAGAUGACAAAUCAUGGCUACGGCAAUACGGGGCUAGUUGGUGCACUUGGCCACCUCUGCACAACAGAGCCAUAGAUAACUCCUAAUGCCUGACAUUUCUUUUAUGGGCUUGCAGGGCCAUCCCCACCGUGUGUCCCCCGUGGUGCUGGAAGCUGCUGGAAGUAUGGAUUGGCUAUAUUUUAAAUGGGGUACUAGGGCCGCCAUCCGCCAUGCAGAGGUGCAAUAGGGGCACACUCUGGGAUGGUGCUUUACCACAUGUGAUCUUGCAUUAGCAACUCCUGCAUAAAUUAGACUUGAUUAUUCCAGACAUCAAGAGUGUUAGAUGUAUGUAAAGGUAUAUAAAGGUAUAUUGAUUAUCACAUUUUUGUGGGGAGGGGGGGGGGGGGACCACGCGUCCCUCCUGCCGACCCAACAGUUUGGGAACCACUGAGCUACACCACUACCUGGCAAAAAAAAAGUUAUUAACUACUGAAAGCAUCACCAAGAUUUGAAUUCAACUACCACCAAGCUUAUAGCAAAAUGGAAUUAAAUUACUAGUUGAACUACACGAAGUUCACUACUCCCCAACACAUGUCAAAGGAACAUAGAAAGGCAGUGUUAAGAAAAAAGCAUAAGCUCUGCUCCGGUACAGUGCAUGGCAGUUCUCCUGUCCUACUCACCCAUUCCCUUUUUAAAUAAUGCAUCUCUACUCCAAUUAUGCUCACUACAUUUACCCAUUUGAUCUGAUAUCUUCUUUAAAUUAAAAUAUCCCUCUCUUCUCCUCUCCUCUCUCAGUUGUGGCUUUGAUUUCAGCUUUGAUAAAACUCCCCUUGACUCAGAUCCCAACAUGGUGCACUGUAGGCGUGUUUAAUAGUGUACUCUACAUGCAACAAGAGUGGACAACAGUGAGGAGGGGGGAGGUGUCCCAAAUAGCACCCUAUUCCCUAUAUACUGUAGUGCACUCGUUUUGACCAGCUUUGGUCGAAGGAAGUGCACUAUAAUAUAUAGGGAAUAGGGUGCCAUUUUGGGUAACAACCAGGGUUAAGGUCUGAAGGACUGGAGGAUCCACUUGGCUCAGUUUUUAGCCUACAGUUUGGCAGCCUCAUGCGAUGCAAAAAGCUAAUCUCUGUUCUGAAGUGACUUCACUGCACUAGCUACUUGCUAGUUUAACUAAUAGGAUUUUUAAUUAGUUUCUCAGAUGACAACUGACAGUGAUUACAAUAAUGGUGUCUAUCAGUGUUAGUCAAACACGACUUUGUUAAUUAGAUUCGGCGCUCUGAGCAGCUCCAUUAAAAUGCUGCAUGCGGUUGACAGUUGGGAACGCAGGGCUUCCUGUACAUGUGUACCUACCUGUGUUAGUACUACUACUGUAUUCCUUUCCAUCUCCCAUCUCCCCAUCGCUGGUGUGGUGUGUUUUUCCCACAUCUGGUUCAGAUAGUAUUUUAAAUCUUUCUAAUACUUUUUUUUUUGCGUUUGAUUGAGCCUGCCUGGUGCCAGAUGGGUGUGGUUUGCACUUUUGGGACACUUCUAUUGGUUCCAUUGCGCCAGGCAGUCAAAUCAAAUCAUAUUUUAUUUGUCACAUGCUUUGUAAACAACAGGUGUGGACUAACAUUGAAAUGCUUACUUACGGUUCCUUUUUUCAACAAUAUAGAGUUAAAGAUCAAGAGAAAAAAAGACUAAGUGACACGAGGGAUAAAUACACAGUGAAUAACGAAUAAUAAUAAUGAGUCAAAAUAACAUGGCUAUAUACAGCAAGGCAAGCUCAAUCAAGCAAAACUAAAGCAUUUGAAAUGAUUCCAAUUACUAUUUGAACCCAGGUCUGGUACCUGCCUGUGUUGGUAACUUAGUACCACUAGUAUAUUCCUGUCCCAUACUCCCAUCGCUGAUGGUGGUGUUGUGGUGUGUUGGUCCCAACUCUACCGUGGAGCUUGAGGGUAUGGCAGGCAGAGUUGGCUGACUCAGAGAGAGAGAACAUACUGUUCUAGCAGCAGAGAAAAAAACAGACAAGUAGUUGAUUGAGAAGGAUAUUAUCCAUCCUGCUCAACUCAAACAUGUAGGAGGAGUCAGCCCUGAGGACCCACCUCUCUAUCCUAACAGAUAGGAGGAGUCAGCCCUGAGGACCCACCUCUCUAUCCUAACAGAUAGGAGGAGUCAGCCCUGAGGACCCACCUCUCUAUCCUAACAAGGUUGAACUCAGCACAAAGAGAAGAGGAGAGAAGAGAGAGCACCUUUCUGCUGAGUUAAGGCUGACGAGGAGGAGUCCAUCCCACUCUUUCCCUCUGGUCUCUCUCUCCCUCUUUCUCUUUCUCCAUCUCUCUCCUGCGGUAGUGGCCUGUUGGUUGUCUGCUCCUGCUUUGUUUAACAUUUGUCUGGCAGGAACAUGUAUUAUUCAUCUGGACUGGUUAGCAGCAGGAUUAUUCCUGCCAUAGCCUGUUUUCUCUCUGUCCACAGUGAUGCAGCGUCGAUGGCUUAAUGAUAGAACAGGAAGGGCUCUGGGAGACAGGCCAUGCAUCUGGUGCAGGGUGACACCUGCCAGAGAGGAGAGGUUCUAAUGGGAGCAGAGCAGCUGGACCAGAGAGCAGACAGACCAGAGGAGAGGAGAGGAGAGGAGAGGAGAGGAGAGGAGAGGAGAGGAGAGGAGAGGAGAGGAGAGGAGAGGAGAGGAGAGGAGAGGAGAGGAGAGGAGAGGCGGGGCCAUAA
This is a messenger RNA of Coregonus sp. 'balchen', 36410 nucleotides long. Lineage: Eukaryota; Metazoa; Chordata; Actinopteri; Salmoniformes; Salmonidae. The record is from the annotation of a GenBank genome assembly.